This is a messenger RNA of Dentiscutata heterogama, 146 nucleotides long. The record is from the annotation of a GenBank genome assembly. Lineage: Eukaryota; Fungi; Glomeromycota; Glomeromycetes; Diversisporales; Gigasporaceae.
AUGCAUGCAUAUCCAACUUAUACUUACCUUACACGUCCCGGAAGAAGUGAAGAAGAAGCUGCUUCAAUAAGAGCGAAUAAUUUGAUACUUCCACAAUUUGGAUUAUUUUAUUUUGAAGUCCAUAUUAUUGAUCAGGGAAAUAAUGG